AUGAAUAGAAUCCUCUCACUGACACAAUAUCAGCUCGACGCUGCUCGACAGUACUAUCCUCUCAGCUUCAUCGUGGAGCUCUGCUCAUACAUAUCAUUCUUCAAACAAAACACCCUCCAUCUCCAUCUCAGCGAUAACCUCUGGAACAACCCAGAGCUGUUUGACUUUGAAGAACAGAUGAGGCUGUACGCCACUUUCCGACUGUACUCUGACGACCCGCAAGUCAAAGGUCUAAACAAGAGACCGGACGAGUCUUAUACCCGCGAGGUCUUUGACGACAUUCAAUCCAAGUGCGUUGCCCAUGAAGUCACUAUCCUGCCCAAGAUCGAGGCCCCCGGUCAUGCUUUGGUCUUUUCACAAUGGAAACCUCAGAUUGGCAUGUCUUCUGACCACACGCUGCUCAACAUCACUCAUCCGGAAACCAUCCCCGCCGUCAAGACGGUGUGGAAGGUGUUUAUGCCGUGGUUCCACAGCAAGACUGUCUCCAUCGGUGCACACGAAUACAGGGAUAGUAGCCUCGACGAAAAUGCUCUGACAGCUGAGUAUGAACGAUUCGUAAACGAGCUGAACUACUUCAUCACACAAGAAUCCGGGAAGAAAGUCCGCAUCUGGGGAACCUUUCCGCCAUCCUCGGGCAGCAACGUAGACAAGUCAGUCUCGAUUCAACACUGGGCCAACUUCGAAGCACACGCCGUUACAGACUGGCUCGCCAACGACUACAACGUCUUGAACUCAGGAGAUGACCUGUACGUUGUAUCGAAAUGGUCAAGCGGUUACCCCCAGGUCUUGAAUCAGACCUUCAUAUUCCAUGGGUCCCCUGAUGGGAGUGCUUUUGCGCCAAGCAUUUUUGAUCCUGUCAACGAGACCGAGAAUACGUCUGGCGAUGAUCCGAGAAUCGAAGGUCACAUCGCUCCGUUGUGGACUGACUGGGGCCCCAACUCGACUACCAUCUUGGAGACGUAUUACAGUUGGCGGGAUGGCCUUCCGGCUCUUGCUGACAAGCAAUGGGGUGGCAAUUUGACAGAGGAAGAAUAUCCGUCGCUCUUUGAAGCCCUUCAACCUUUUGUUCCUGGCCAAAAUCUGGAUCGCUGGAUUCCGUCCAAGGGCUCCACGAUUCUAGAGUAUGACUUUACCCACAACUCUCACCAGAGUAUAGUCAAGGAUAAGUCUGGUAACAGCUACGAUGCCAAAUCGUCCUGUAAACUUUCCAAGAGAGGUAUCCUUCUUUUACCCUCUUGCAAAGUGACAAUUCCUCUAUCAUCCAAAGGACGAGACUACACCUUUUCAUUCUCCAUCAAUCCAACCUCCAAAAAGCCUGAGCCAAUCUUUACAGGCCCCGACAGCUCACUCUGGGCUGGGCACGGAAGCACCACCAACGUAACCCUCGUGGCAGACGACUCAGCUUACACCCUAAACUACACCUUUCCCCUGAACAAGUGGACGAAUGCUAAGUUGAUAGGAAAAGGACCUAGGGCCUUCAUGGCUGUUAACGGCCAGGAACCCAUGGAGUUUCUCACCAAGAUUGGCAUCCGCGGUAGGCGAUAUGUGUGGGGGAAGAUUGCAGUUGAAGCUUCGUUGAGCGUGAUUGGCGGAGGAGACUUUGAGGGCAUCCUGAGCUAUGUCAAAUUAAAAGAUAAUGCGUGA
Messenger RNA from Fusarium vanettenii 77-13-4, 1644 nucleotides. RefSeq lists its product as uncharacterized. Gene Ontology annotation, biological process: carbohydrate metabolic process. Bases 1 to 1644 code for a protein of 547 amino acids. The record is from RefSeq and is a predicted model, not a curated record. The transcript is spliced from 2 exons. Gene Ontology annotation, molecular function: hydrolase activity, hydrolyzing O-glycosyl compounds. Lineage: Eukaryota; Fungi; Ascomycota; Sordariomycetes; Hypocreales; Nectriaceae.